AUGGAGAGAGUACCCAGAGUAUGGAGAGAGAAACUAUAGAGUACCCAGAGUAUAUAGAGUAUGGAGAGAGUAACUAUGGAGUAUACCCACAGUAUGGAGUAUACCUGCAAUAGGGUGUACACGGAGUGUUCACCGAUUAUCCAGAGCAGGGAGUGCGCCUAAUGUACCCAGAGUACGGAUUGUACCCAGUAAAAUCAACUAUAAAAAGUCCCCAUUUAAGAAGAAGAAAAAAAAUCUGCAAAAAAUAUAUAAAAUAAAUAAAGUAUAGCUGUUAUCACUAAAGCUGCUAACCUAAAACAUUAGGGUGAGUAACUACCUAGAGAAUCCACAGAAAGAUUUAAAAAAUGUUAGUGCUAGCACACACUAUCCUAAUAAUAUAACAUAAAUAAAUACACAAUUUAUCAAAAAUCUCCUAUAGCACAUAACCUAAUCGUGGCAAAAAAUGCAGACUAGGUGGGAUGUACUAAAACUUCCAUGGGGACAGAUGGGCAGAUACGUCAUAAAUAAAGCCCUUCCAAGAGGACAAGCAGUUAAUGAUCACUUAUAAACUCACACCAACCUCCUGUCUCCAUCCAAUAAACUGUGCCGUUAGCGUUAUACUCAGUCUACGCGUUUCAUGCCGUAAGGACAUUAUCGAGACAUGAACAUGUAGCAAGUACAGAAUAGAACCAUGUAUAGGACUCAAGUAAUCAAUUAACCUGAUACACAGCAAUACAUCAUUAUAGUAUUAAAGUGACAAAGUUUCUAACUGAUACAUUCUUAUAAAUAUAAAGCUCCAAUGCCAAUCCACAUACUUACUAAAACUCAUUGAUAAAUGGUGAUAAUGGCAUUUAAAAAAAACAAAUCUUUUGCAAGAGAUUAAAGGGACACUCCGAUUACCAAUACAACUUUAAUGCAUUUGUUAGAUUUUGGCCUUAUUAAUAUGUUGUAUUUUUUGUAUACUCAAAUCUUUAUAGUUUUAUCACAAAAUAAAAAAUGUUUUGUAGAAUGCUGCGCCUCCUCGUGCCAGUAAGACUUCUUUAUCAAAGGUAUGCGUACAGCUCAGCCCCAACAAUACUGAGUGAACGGCUUUUAAUUCACAACCUGACUGCAGACAGUCAGAGAAACUACAAACAGGUAGAGAUAGCCUUACUCUAUAUCUCCACCACCGGCAGGUAGUGGAUGUGACUCACAUUACGAAAUCCUACCAGUGGUUGGAGGCAGGACUGAAUGACAGCACUGCGGUACUAAUCCUAGCAGCUCAGGAACAGGUACUCAACACCAGAUCAAUAAAAGUGGGGAUCUACCACACCAGGCAAGGUACAGACUGUGCAAAGAGGCCUCUGAGACAGUCCAUCACCUAGUAGCCGCAUGCAAGAUGUUGGUAUGAACAGUAUACACGGAGAGGCACAGCCAAGUGGCUGGGAUUGUGUACUAAACCUUCAGCAUCAAAUAUGGGCUGGCCCUGCCUCAGUCGAGAUGGGGGAUACCACAAAGGGUAGUGGAGAAUGACAGGGCUAAGAUACCGUUGGACUUUCAGCUAAGAUACUGCGCAGAACCCUCAAACUCACAGACUGGACCUGAGCGUGAGGAAUACAAAAUAUAUAUACCAGCCAGAAGGGGAGAGAAAAUCUGUUUACCUCUGUCAUAAACAAAUAGAAAAACAUAUGUAUAUGAAUGAAAAAUAUAUAAACUGAAGUGUGUGUGUGUGUGUAUGUAUGUGUAUAUAAUAUAUCUCUAUAACCAGGGGAUCUUGUGUAUUGUAUGAAUUGGCACCAGUAGCCCCCAUUUUAUACCAAAAUUGGGCAAUAUCUGCUAAACCAACAGAAAGCAAUAAAUAACAUAGCGUAAAACUGUGUGGAUAAUCGUACAAUUCCAAAUGGUCACAAAUUCAAUGGAGUAAAAUAAUACCUUGUAUACUGUUCCCCUCAAAGGGUUUCGCCUUCUGGAUAUUUUCAUGUCACCAUAUGUUGGCUGAAGAUAAUCUACUCGAGAGAGGAAAUAAAAUUGUAGUGUAAAUAGAGUAAGUAGUAAAAACAAUUUAUUGACUUACAGAUAGGUUUAAAAUAGUGGAUGUAAUCAUUCAAAGUCACCACGAGGCGUCCUAUGUGUUUCGAUCGUGUUAGGGACCUUCUCAAGGACGUCACACUGUCAGGUUACAAACCUGACAGUGUGACGUCCAAGAGGAAGUAACCUGAUUGUGUGAAGUCCCUUAGGAAGUUCCUAACACAGACGAAAUGAGUAGGACACCUAGUGGUGAAUCUGAAUUACUAUAACACUACCAUAUUUAUCUUUCUACAGUGUACCCAGAGCAUAGGGUGCGCUCAGUGUACCCAAAGGUGGGAGUGCGCCCACUGUACCCAGAGCAUAGGGUGCGCCCACUGUACCCAGAGGAGGGAGUGUGCCCACUGUACCCAGAGGCACGGGGUGCCCACUGUACCCAGAGGGGGGAGUGCGCCUACUGUACCCAUAGGGGUGUGCCGUUUGUACCCAGAGGAGAGACUGUGCCUAGUGUACCCAGAGGUGGAGUGGUACCCAGUGUUCCCAGAGAAGGGGCGUGCAUUUUGUUCCCGAAGGAGGGAGUGCCCCCUUUGUACCCAGAGGAGGGUUCAUGUCCAGUGUUCCCAUGGGAAUGGAGUGUGUCCAGUGGAGAGAGAAUACCUACUGUAUCCAUAGGAGGAGGGUGCACAGUGUAUCCAGGGGAGGCAUUGUGCCCAGUGUACCCAGGACAGGGUGUGCGCCCAGAGUAUCCAAAGCAAGCAGGGUGCGAGUGCGCCCAGCGAUUCCUAGUAUGUGUACUUAUAUAGCACAGUGUGUGACUUUACCUGGUGUUUGAUGGAAAGCUCACUGAUUAUAAAUGGUGUGGAAAGCAGGAAGUGAUUCUGUGUAAUUAAAGUUAUAUUCUAUCCAAUUUACUGGGGGAAGCAACGUGCAUGGAAAGGUUCUCAUUCUGUGUUUCCAUUUUCAGCCAGUGUUUGAUUACGAUAAUGUGGAGCACUGGAUUAAGGUAAGUGACUAUAGAAACACUAUUGUCUACCAAUAAGCACCGUACAGGAGACUAUGAUUUAAAAUGCUGAUUUUAUGCUCCCUUGUGGUUCGUCUUCCAGUUUUCUUUUACGUGUGCGGGCAUUUUAUGUCAUGUGUUAUUUUGAAGGGACGUUCCAGUCUCCUAAAACACCUAAGCUUGCUGAAAUGCUUUACAUGUGCAGAGUGUGACCUCUUUGUUUCAUUGUAGAAAAAGUGCAGAUUUCAAUAAAAAUUGCCACUGUUAUAAAUGAACCUGUUUACACCGCCCCCACCCCCGCCCCCCUGGCUGUCAAUCAGACAGCAGGUCCUGUUACUUCCUGGUUUGGUUUGCUCAGUGUACAUAAACUCAAGAGGCAGCAAUUGCUCAGAGCACCUGCUUUAUAAAGACUUCUUAUUCAGUUGCAUUACAAAGGCUGUAAUUGGACGGCCACAGAAAGACUGGGUGGGGUUAGAAGGGGAGGGAUUGCAAAGGCAGCAGACAAGAGAUGUGCAGCUAAUACAAGCUGUUUUUAGAUAUAUCUCCAAUGAAAAAAAUGCAUAAUUAAAUAUGUGCAUGUUUUAGGUUGCAUGGGGUAGCGCUACUAAAUAGUGAUUUGUAUUUAUUUUUAUUUAAACAAGCCACAUUUUUGGGCAUGUCACCACAACUCUCCACAUUAAUGAAUAAACCCACCUUAGUACAGUACUUCCUUCUGCAGUGCUGCUUCUCAUGAUUUUACUUGUGACCUUUUCCUAUGGGGAAAAUGAGUGGGAGAAUUAAAGUGACUCUCAUACUGCAUAACUUUAAUUCUUGUCUUGCAUUUUGUAAAAUCCAUGGAGUUUGAAUUGACAACCAGCAGCAAGGUUAAUGGAAAAAAAACUACUUAAAAAAAAUUAAAAAUAUCUAAGGUGACCUGGAGGUAAUUUCUAGAUGUCCAUUAAUUGCAUACUUUGUGCCGUCCAGCUGUUUCUAUAAUGAUGCCAUGUAAACUCUAUAUGGGUUAAUUAGAAGAAAUGAUUCUUUUUCGUCCAGUCCCGCGACGUAGACAGAGUUCACCUUGGAUCCCAGAAGUGGAUCAGGUCCAUUGGGUGACCAGUUUGAUGGUGUUUCUUCAGCUUAUUGUUGUUUUUACUUUGAUUCACUGACUCUCGAAUAUCUCCAUUUCCCUGCAGAGAGUUGAACAGGCCUCAGAGUUUGCCGUGUCUGAAGUAUUCUCGGCUAAGAAGACUGUCCAGCGUGGGCAGAAAGCCAUGCGUCCUGCCUUGGACCUCGAGUCAGUGGAUCAGCUUCACGACCACGAUGACGCUUACGCUGAAGGUACAGUGACGAUAAAUAGAGACUUCAGAACGUUCACUAUUUGAGUAUGUCACCAGUUACCAUUUCUUGGGGCGUCUAGGUCAGAGCUAUUGUGUACAUGGAAUCAUUUCACUUCUGCAUUAUCCAUCCUGACGUGGCCAGCAAUGAUAGCCAUGGAAGAGAAGUAUCUUAUUAUCUUAGCAGCAACUGAGGGAUGGGAUUUGGGAGUCAGGAGAACUGGAAAUACUGCACCCAAAUACUCAUCUACCAUAACCACUACACUAAGCUGCAUUGGUAAUCCUUAACACGUCACAAAUCGAAAUCUCCCACCCUAUUUGUCUGUCCCUCCCAGUAUUCCGUGUUUAUUAUUGCUCAAUAUUACUGCUGUACACGAUCUCUUUACUACAAGAGAAAGCUGAACGUUUCAACAACUCCCACAAACCUUGCGGUGUCUAGAAAGCGAUGUUUGCUUGAUAUGUUAAACAGUCAGUGAACAACAGACACUUCUACUACGAGAAGCAUUAAAUCGAUCAACAUCUGGCAUUGGCACACUGAUGCUGGUUAUCAGAUUUAAUUAUUCAUCUAUUGUAUUAGUAUUAUCAUUAUUGUUAUAAUUAGCUUUUAUAUAGCACCAGACACGAGGUGAAGCAGGCCUUGCUGAAACAAGCUUGCAAUCUGGGAGAUUGAAGUCUGGAGCCUCUAGAAACUCUCUGUCUCAGAAAUUACUCUGUUUACUAGGCUGCACAUACGCUGCAAAUUACUGCACUGACAUAAAGGGAUUUUGUUGCUUCGACUUUCCCCUUAAAAGCUAUUCCGAUGACAGACACUAGAUGGUGCUAACAUUCCACUAUUCAUUUUAGUAGACAUGUUUUUUUAUUUGAAUAUAAAUAGCAAAAAGAGGAGAUCAAAUUGCUGAUACCAGGAGAUGCAAUUAAGUCUAUACUAGGAAGUAACGAUAUAUCCCUCUCAGAAAGAUAAGUGGCAAUAACUAUCUCCUGGUAUCAGCAAUUUGAUCUCCUCUUUUUGCUAUUUAUAUUCAUUUUAGUAAUUUUUAACCUUGGGUGUGGGUUAAUCCACUGGGAUUUGAGAAGUUAUGUGCCAUUUUUAGGAGAUCAUUAUAUAACCUUCCUGUCUAUCAGAUAGGACCAAUACUCUUUUCUGGUGAUUAUUUAAUGUUUUUUGAUUUGUUUGAUUACGCUAUAAUAGUAACAUUUUAUAUCUAUCUGAUUCUUACUAUUGUCGAUAAGCUCCAUCUUUUAUCCUCUAUCACAUUGGGGAAAAGUUAUUAUUAUUUUUAUUUACUCGAUGGGCUGAAAUCAGACUUUUAUUUUAUGUAAUGUUGAUUGUAUACCAGUCAGACUGUACCCCAUACCUUUAUAUGGAAUAGCAAAAAGAUGGAGAGACUUUGAACAUGUAGUAAUCUGCCAGAAACGUGAUCUGUGCAGCUUUUCUCUCUCAGCCCAGGACCUGCUGAGCGAAUGGAUGGGCACCAAGCUGAAGAUGGAGUUGGUCAGUGAGGACGAGGAAGACCCUGACAUUGUCCGAGCUCAGAUAAACCCUCCUCAGCAGCCCCAGCCAGACUUUGUGAAAUACAACAGGUUUGACGGUAGGAACCCUCCAAGCACACGUAACGUAAACAACAUGAUGAGGUAUCAUGGGAAAUGUAGAUCCCUAUACAAGCAAUGCUAAAAGCCUAUGCUCUGUAUUUAAAAAGAAUAAAAAGUGCAGCGUAAGUUAUGGGGUUUUGUUAAUUAAGAUAGAAAUUGUGGAUAAUUUAAUAGCCAAAGUGAAAGAAUUGCCCAUGUUGGAGAAUUUACCAGCUCACAUAUUCCACCUCUAAAGUGUUUCUCUAGGCACAAUAACCACCUUAGUUUAUUGAAGUGGUUAUGGUGCUAGAAUAUUGUCCUCUUUGGAUGGCUGCACAUUUUGUACCUGUGGUUGUUUUGCUUCCUAUUGAUUACUGAUUAUAUUUUACCGAUAUAUAUUCUAGAUCUCUAUGAAUAUCUGGAGCAGGAAGCAGAGAGUACAAAGGCUCAAGAUUUCCUGCAGGAUCUACUCCAGAAACAAGUGGUGGAUUCUGGGAUUCUAGAAAACCUAAUGAGAGACCAUAACUGCAAGAAGCAGCGAGACCCAAGACUUACGAUAGAGUUGCGGCACCAACAGGUGUGUUCUUUGUUUUGCGUCACCAUUCACAGGUAGAGAAGAUCUGUUAGAACUCAUUGUAUUGAAUCCUCAGUCUGCUUAUCAUAAUGGUGGUUGGGUUACAGGUAUCAAAUGACCGGCUGAACUGAGAGAUCUGAUGGGACAGGAUCUAAUAACCUCAAUAUCACAGGAUGUAAAUGGAAUCUAGAAAAGAGAUACUGGUAUUGGAGCAAUGUGAGCAGGAGGAAUACAUUAAACUACCUGGCACCUUGCUGCCAUCUCCCACUUCCAAGAUGGGGUCAUGUCUAAAGAUGAAAGACCCCAGAAAGCCCGUUCCAUGGUUUAGACACUGCCUUAGGUCUCCCUGGGAAGGUACAUAUCUGGCCGCACUAUGUCACCUCUUAUCAUUCAUCAAAAGAUAUUUAGAAGCACCCACCUCUAUUGGCUCAUGCAAGCGUUUCUUAUUCGUUUUGUUUUAUUUCACUUAUUUUUUUGAUUGAGAAGUGGCUAAAGGUUGUCUUUACAUGCAUAGCUCACUUUAUAUAUCCCAUUAGUCUUUAUGGGAUAAGUAUUUAAAUUGAGCUGUGAAUUGAAUCUGUAUAGGGAAUAUAAUUCAAUCUAACAUAGCCCUUUCCUCCUACUUAUAGGUAUAAAAGAUAUUCCUGUGUUCUCUAGAAAUAUUGUUAUUCAUAUCUUACUAGCUCUUAGAUUUCAUAUAGUAAAAAAAAAUGGAAAAGGAACAUAAAAUUUACUUUGGUUUGUUCAAAUUUGGGUUGUUGAAUUGGAGUAUCAGGCUCUUAUAGAGAAAUGUUUCUUCCUAAAUAAUGAUAUUUAUCUAAAAUGAUAUUACAAUCUUUGGUCUCCAUGGUCCAGAUAUAAAAUCAUCAAUCUUAACAUUCUUUAAAAAAGCUAGUCUUAUAACGGAUAUGAUAAUAGAGGGGGGGAAGGACCAAUAUAGAAAACAAAGUUUUAGGAAUAUAGAUCUGCUUGUUCCCCCUGGUUUGAAUGCGAUAAGUGAAUGUAAUUCAUUGUGAAACAAUACACGUCAUUAAUUUAAUGGGUUUAUUUUUGUUUGUUUGUUUUUUGUAUGACAUUUUGUCUUUGUAUAUUCUCUAAAAUAUCAGAAAUAAAGAAUUUUUAAAAAGGAAGUUUAAAGAUUAGAUGUCUCUUUUAAGGAAGUCUUUAGGAAGGCUACGUACUUUGCAUGUAGAGAGGUGUGGCUAGUGCUGCAUAAACAAAGUGAUUUUACUCCUAAGUGGCAAAGAAGUGAGACUGCAGGAGGAUAAUGUUGUUCUGGCUCCUAUACUGUCACUUUUAAGUAAUUUUUGAAUUAUUUCUGAAUAGUCUCUUAUUGUGUAUAUAUAUAUAAAAAAUAAACCUGUGAAGUAUAGGUUCUUGCAGAGUAAACCCGAUACGAUAGGUAGAUACAAUAGAUAGAUUUUGCUCUAUAUAUUAUAGUCUGAUUUUCUACUGUCCUGUAUCUGGCUAUGAAACAUUAAACUCUGUAAUAUUUAGGAAUUCUUCAUAGAGAAAUCCAAGCGUCGCUCAUUGUGAUCUCAUUGGUUCCAAACCUCAGUGUGUAUCCCUGGUCAAUGUCCAUGUUUGGAGCCUUAACAAUUAACAUCUAUUUUAUAGGUAAAGGAGAACCGGGACAAGCGUCAGAAAGAGCAGGAGAAGAAAAGGCAAGAAAAAGCCUUAAAGAAAGCUGCAAUGGCCCAGGCUCAGGUGAUGGUCCAGGAAGAAUCCAAGCAGAAGGCCAUGAAGAUCAAGAAAGAAGAGGAGGAAAUCCAGAAGAUGGUGGUGAAGCUCCGGAAGGAUAUGACUGAGCGCAGGAAGGCCAUGGAUGAGGUUAGGAAAAUGUAAGUGGGGGAAGAGGCCAUGGACACUCAGAAAUACCUGAACAAAACAUGUCUUCAAUGGGCAAAGCUGUCUGAAGGGCUCGUUCUGUAGCUUGGGAUUUAACGAUGUCCGUUUAUGAUGGUAAAUCAAAAGCCAGGAGAAUACCGCUUAUACCACAACCACAUUGUCACUGUUCAUGAAAGGUGUGCUGUCAUUACUCUAGAAUCUGGCAAAGUGUAUUCUCACUGCUCCGGAAUGUUGACACAUAUUAUCAUAGCUCCAACAUUUAGUACAUUGUCACCUCUACAGAUUAUUACGAUGCACACGAUCAGCAAUUCAGAGACUGGUGAUGCACAUUGUCCCUGCCCCACAGUAUGUGUUGGCAGCAUUGUUGUCAGGGAUUGAAACAUAACCUAUUGCUUGGCUGCUGCAGAUAAACUGUUAAAGAAUCUUGCCGUCUCAUGUAUUGUAUCAAUUAAACUGAUUGACGAAGUUAUGAUUAUAUCAAUAAUUUUGAUGAUAUUCAGUUAUAUUAUUAUGAUGUUUCUCCUCUGGAUUUUGAUUCAGUGAGUGGAAGAAGAAGGAGAUUGAAAGCAGCAGGAAGCUUCAGGAGAGGAUGGAGACCCAAAGGGACACCCAGAAAGAGGAGGACGAGAGGAGAAAGCUGGAGAAACAGUCCAGGAUUAAGGAUCUGCUGGGUCAGGUGUACGCGGAGAACCGCAGGGUAUGUUCUAUUAAGACAGUGUUUAAAGUAAGUAACUGGCUGCCAGCAGGUUAUAAAACGCCAGUCAGCAUAUUAAUCGAUGGAUUAAUUAAACAUGGUAUUGUGGAAAGUUGGAGAAUUCCAGUUAUGUCCAUUGUCAACUGGUGUGAACUGGAGGCUCACAUCCCCAAAAGGCAGACUGUGCUUAUCACAGUCAUUGAGAAAUCUUUCACUUUGGGAUGUGAACAUGCUGCGUAGAACCUGUAUCACAGAACAUACACUAGGUGAUACAGUCGCACGUGAUCCUGACGUUUUAGCUUCAGUCUGGUUUCAGCCUGUAGAAGGCAAGUCAACACAUACAAACUCUGUAACCUACCCAACAAACAGCCACCUCUCUCACUUAUAAGAAUUAAUAUGGAAAAUCCAUUGGUACUCUAUGCCAGUCUUUGUUUUACAUUGUUGGAGUUUAAUAAAUAACAAAAUGAUUUUGCAUACAUAGUAGACUGACCCCCUUGCUAAGGUUCUGAUAGAUGCUUAACAUGGACCCGUCACUGUCUUGUUCAUGCAAUGCUGAUGUGUUCUGUUCCCCCCUUAGUGCCUCCAAAAGAGUUUCUCUGGCUGGUAUAAAUUGGUCUUGGAGCGCCGGUUGAAGAUGGGGAAAUCCAGGGCUCUUGCUGACUGGAGGUGUCAGCUGCGGGUAUUCAGAGCUUGGAGAGACUAUGUGUGGGCCAAAAAGCUGGAAGUGGAGACCCAGAAGAUGGAGAUGGACCUGAGAGAUCAGAAUAGGUACUGCAAGGUGGUCAUGUAGGCAUGGGUCUUGGUGGGGUACGUUGGGAUUGACAUUGAGGCUCCCCGGUAGAACCCAAGGGUGAGGGCCUCCUUGCAGUGUGGGUUUGUUCUAUGCAAUAUAUUGAGUAACAUGUGGUUGGACAUUGUUUAUGUUGGUAGGGUUUUGGAUUGCAUGUUGGGGUGUGGGGAAUGUUAUUUACCUAAAAGACAUGUGAUUCCACCAGUUUCAUUAGUGACCACUGUCAUUGAUUGUUUGUUCCAGGAAGCAGCAGCUGGCAGUGGAAAGCUACCGCAAGCGGAUCCUACGGCAUUGCUUUGUGGAUUGGCAGCUGUGGUGUCGAGCAGAGAAAGACAAGAGAGAGCUGGAAGCUCAGAAAGAGGAGACAAAGCGGAAAAUGGCGGCCUUGCUGGAAGCAGCCUCAUCUUUAGUGACUCCAAAAGACACCAGUGCAGAUCAGAGGGAUGUGGGGAGACCUUCAUCCAGGGAGCUAAAGGUGAGGACAGAACUGUGUAACCGUGUGAUACGUCGUGACCCGUCACAUUAGAGGAUGUCAUGGGGUCACGGAAGAUCAUAUCUGUCCCAAGCUUAUACAGUAAUGUUAAUAUUCUAUAAUAACAAUUAGCUCCUGUAUUAGGGUGUGCUCUUUACUCGUGGAGUGGAAUCUGACGGAACUUUGGGAUUUUAUAUCCCAUGUAGUGUAAUAGUUUGUGAAAUUUGGAGCCAUUAAAAUAAUCCUGCCUUAUUACCCCCUCCCCAUCAUUAAUACCGAGGCUGCCAGUGUCUUUAAUGAGUGGAACUAUUCCUGCAACAUAUCACCAUCGGACAGAACUUCAAAGAACCAACGGUUUAUAAAUGGAAAAAUAAAAUGCACGUAGCAGUGGAGUGAAAUGCAAUGGGAGUGAAAUGCGAUGUUUAUUUUUAUUUAUUUAUGAUACAUGUUGUUUUAUCCUGUACUCAGAGCUCGAGUGCACAUCAUGCAGGACAUCUCUCACUGACACUCACUUUCAUUAUCCAAUAUAGGUUUCCAUUGAAACAUUUGCAAAGAUUAAAUGUUUUUGAAUAAGCUUUUAAAAGGAUAUUUUUUCUAAAAUAUCAAAAAAUAUAGCAUAUAAUAAAAUAAUACAUCAAAACAUAUUAAAAUCAUUUUCUAAAUAUUAAAUUAUUUAAAACCUUAUCUAAAAAUAUUAAAGCGAGGCCAUGAUCAAUAGAGAGAACCUUGCCCAGGCCGUCUGUAUGGAAUCCAGGUAACCCUUGUCUCGUAUUAGUGUAGCUGUGAGGAUCUCUGAGGUCCCAGGAUGUUACUAGCAGUUAAAGGAAAAGUACCGUGUGACUGUAAGGCUCCUGGGAGAGCAUGACUCUGUCCCUUUAUUGAUAUAAUGACUGUGUUCGGCCCAGUUAUAGUGACACAGCUGUACACACCGGGGAUUUCUCAAUUUCAUUCAGUUUGAUGUGUAAAGAACUGAAAAAGGAUUUGCACAUUUGAGUAUAUUUUUCACUCCAUUUUUCUUGUUUUUUUUGGCAUAAAACUUGCAAUUAAAUGUAUCACAAUCCCAGAUGAUGAAUCAGCACCAUUUAUUUAAACUAUCCCUUGCUCCCCAAUGAUUACUUUGAUAAGUACCUUUCUCAGUGCAGCCAUGUGGUGGGAUAUCUGUAAAAAGGGAGUAUUCAAAUCGAGGCCCGCACUGAGCUAAUAUAGUAUCGGAAUCACCAGGGGACAUAAUCAGUAAUUGAGUGUUCCUAGUAUUCUGCUGGUGUCCGUGGCAAUUGUUUCUCUCUUAGAAUUUUGGACCACAUUGUUUAUCAUAGGACUGGGCUAAGUCUCCCACUUCCUUGAUCUAUUGUGUUGAAUAUAAAUUGUAACAGAGAGAAAAAACGUCAACACUCUAAUGUCUUUGUAGGUUGAAGAGAAUAAUGGAUCAGAGAAUGGGCAAAAAACCCCGGGAGACGUAAACAAGAACAUACCUGGUCAAUCACCCAACGUCCCCAAACAUGCAUGGCAAAUCACACGGAAACAUGCAGAACUAAGCUCCGAGGAGCUGGAUCAACUCCGUCUACAAUCCUCCAAGAACACCCCCAGGCUCCAGAGGGGCCCCAACAAAAAGGCCCCUAAUUACGGUGAGGUGUUUGAGAACCGACAUACCUUCCAGCAACAGCUGAUAGAGGAACAGAGGCAGCAGCUCCAAGAGCAAAAGGACAUGAUCCUGGGGUUAAUGGAGAACCAGAGACUGAUUAUAUCGAGGCAGGAAGCUGCAAGAGCCACUACCUUCACCACAGAGCUGUCCAGCAAGGGGACCACCAGGAAAGGGAACUACCAGGGGACAGAAGGACCCCCGGCCUUGAACCACCCAGGUCCUCCCAGGUACAGUUUGUAUAUCAAUUUAUUUUCAUUGUGACUGCAGCAUCAACCAAUCAUAGGAUUUAUAUAAUAUAUGGACGAUAAUCAGGUAUUUCAAAAAAAAUAAAAAAUGUAUUUGUGGAGGUUUGGAUGAAUAAGGCACGUGGCUGGGGGGUGAAUAAUCUAUUGACUAUUACAGUCUGACAAUCACAGCUCAAAAAAUUCUAAACCUGAAGUGCUUUAGAGGUUUGUUCUGUGGAGCAGGCAGUUCAUGUAAAAUGAGGGAAGGAUGAAAACCCUUCAAAUCCAGGACAGAACUUCAAGAAUCGGCUCCGAUGGUGCCGUAUUAACCUUACCCAGAUUUACCAGGGAAAAAAUGAUGUUUUUAAAUAAAAAAAAAUCCAUAUCAUCCUUCACUCAGUGAACCAGCAUGGCACCUACCUACCAGGAAGAAACAUAUUGGCAAUAAUUCUAUAAUGGUUGGGAGGAAUCACUCGGCUAGCCAAUACAUUUCUAAUUAUUCUGACAGUACAGAGAGUUGACUGUCUCAGACCGUUUGUGACCCUGUGUAUGAAGCCAGUUGGGUAUCCCUGAGAGCAGAUCCCAUCCAGCACCUCUCGGUGGGAUGAGUGAGGGUGUGAAAAGGAUACAGUUUACAAAGAUGGUUGUUUGACAAACAAGUCUUAUUAUUUGUGGCAGACAUGUGGCGUUCUCUUAAUAAUUGUGCCACCAAGAGUUUUGUUUAAUGAGUGGUAGAAUGAAGUUGUAUCUCCGUCAGUGCUCUGUUUUACUCCAUUGGUGAAUGUCCUGUAUGUUUCAUGAUUGUGUUUUCACAGUGUUUCAUGUCCGUCUGUCCAUCAUGGAAAAACAAACACUAGCGCAUCACCAAGCACCGUGUCUACAGCAAGGAGUUUCACUGUGCCCACAAUAUCCCCUCAUCCCGUGGUCAAAGGUACAGCUUAGAGGGCGAUUGCAAUGUUACCUACAACAAGAUAAAACUCAUGUGAACCCUGGUUCUUAAAGGAGAAAUAGAAGUGUUUACAGAAUCCAGGCUAACUCACAUGCACUUUAUUAAGUAGCUUUUUCUUAAGUUGCGAAGGUUUAGUUUAGGUUACAUAGAAAACCUUUGUCCCUUAGAUUAUUAUUAUUAUUAUUGGUAUUUACAUAGCGACAGCUUAUUCCGCAGCGCUUUACAAUAAAAGGGGAAUUUACCAAAUGAGACAAUAGGUUAAAGGGACACUACAAGCUUGCUCAAGUGCCUUAUGUUUGUAGAGUGGGUCCUUUUAGAAACAAAGUUCCGAUUUCAAUAGAAAUAAAUGAUCUCGGUAUAGGAUUGGAAGGUAGGGCUCUCUGAGAGCUCAUUAGAUCACAUACGGUCUGCACUAGAGAUGUCCUUAGAAAAAAGAUAUUUGUCUGUAGCUGUAUUUACUUUAUGUGGGUAUAUUGCAUCCAGUCAUGAUUACAUUCAGCUGUCAUUUAGGGAAAAUGCCAGAAAAUGCAAGUUUCCUUACAAACUGUUUGACCCAUUAUAUUCUGUUAUAUCCGCUGUGUUACAACAAUGGUAUUUGAUCUCUACCCUAUAAUUACAGAUCCUUUAUGAAGUAUUUCAGUGUGUACAGUAAAUAUUUUUUUAUAUAUAUUCCCUAAUAUAUCUUUUUAUUAUUUAGAUAAACCUGAACAGCAAUCUACAAGAGAAAUUGCUGGUUUGCCCUAAUUGUAUUCAGUUGCUACACGUCCCAAAUAAAUAUUACCAUUAUUUUUUACCAAAGAAGAUUAGAUACCUGAUAUAGCGAUGCCCACCGUACCUUCAUAGUUUAAAGCAGCAAUGACAUAUGGCAGAAUUGCAAUACUCCAGAACUGGGAAUAUCUUGCAUAAGAACUCUAUGUGGGAGAUUUAUCAGAAUGUCCUAAUUGGUAAAGUGGGGAAGAAUUCUAAAAGUGGAAAAAUCACCAUGGAAACACGUGAAGGAUCCUUGCAGUGGGGAUUGCUCCACCUUUCAGAUCACAACAUAAUACACCAUGAGAAGUCUUGUCUUUCUCUCUCGUUGAUCCUAAAUUAUUUAGUGGAUUACACAUAUUUCGUCAGUCUUCCCCGGGAUUGAGAGUGCACUCAGUCUUUGUAUUUUACCCUUUCAGCAAUGGAAGAGAGAGCAGCGCAGAGAUUGGAAAGGAAGAGAGAACUUGAGGAAACAAGACGGCGACGGGAGGAGGAAAAACUGGUGAGAAUCCUGUCUCAGCCAGCACUAUGUUUAGAGGGACCUGCUAUCUGGAGAGUCCUCAGCCUGGUGUUACCUGGCCACAUCAUUCCCUGUCGGUGGUCCUACACAUCUGUGUAUUUUCUGUGUACUUUAAGAGAAUACCGCAGGUCACGGGGGGUGGAGCUAUGGCAGAGGGACAUUUUCUUCUUCAAAAACCAUUUAACCGUCAUGAUGGAUCAGUAUGUUUAAACCCCUUAAGAACAGAUGACGUGUGACAUGUCAUGAUUCCCUUUUAUUUCAGAGGUUUGGUCCUUAAGGGGUUAAUUACCUGAUGCUCCAGUAAGAUGUAUGGGUUCCAUUUUAAUGGCUGAUAAAUCUCGAGCUAUAAAAUACACGUAAUCCGUAAGAAUAUUUUAUAUGAAACAAAAGACAAGGAAAAGAAUGGAUUUUAGAGCUUGUAAAGAGGGAUUUUAGCCUCCAGUGGACACAAAGAGAGUGCUAAGCACUUAACAUUUAUUCACAAUGACUCAUAAAAUUUCUAUAAAAAUAGCAACUCUUGUUAAAUGAAACAUAGUUUAGCAAUAACUAAAUUUGAUUUUAAAAAUACAAACUAUCAGACGUCAAAAAGUAAUAAAUGAAUAACCAGCACUACCUAAUAAUCUAAUUAUAUAGUGCUUCCAAAUCUUCGCAACAGCUGUUAGCUGGUCAUCCACCAGGGGGAGGCCUCACACCUUGACAAGUCUGAAAUAUAGGUUAGCCUUAUAGUCUAUACCUGUCUAUUGGAUUACGAGUGAGCUGCAGUUUACUUUUUUGCCACAAGAUGGCUCACAAGAUACUGUCUGGAGCAUCCCAAAGUACUGAAACAAAGUGCCAGAUGGCCGUUACCUGUCAAACCCUAUGUGAGACCAAAACUAAAGCUGGCCCUCCUUACUUGCUGGCUGCUUGCACCCUGAGAAUGCAGGAGGUAAUGCUGGCCCCUGACGCACAUUUCACUUUGUGGAGUAACCGAGAUCGUCAGGAGUAAUGGCAGCUCUGGUCCUCUCUGAUAGCUAGAGUCGUAUUGUGGGUCUCACAUCUUAUUUUGUAAUUAAACUUGGAGUCUUGUUGAACAUGACACAGGAAACAGACAUAUUUAAGACAUAAUAGAUGAAUUUUCAAGUUUGAGCAUUUUGUCCUUAAAUUUACAAUCUCGCCUGUUUUCCACAAAUUCAUAGUUUUCUGAAUAAACCCUGAAAAUAUGUACAGUGGGCCGAUUUGGUAGCCAAUAUUGCUGGCUUUUUAAAGAGUGGGUUUGACCAGUAUUUGUCUAUUAGAAAACCUAAUACACUGUGAGAGGUUUUGUCUUACUCUCUCGUUGAUCCCAAGUUAUGUACUGAAUUACACAUCAUCCUUAUAUAUUGUGUCUGUUUUCACGUUAAUGUAUUUGUGAUAAAUGAUCGCAAUAAUUCUUAUUACCCGCAGGCCCAGCUUAAAGCGGCAGAAGAAGAGCGUCUGCAGAGGGAGGCCGCUGAAAGGGAGGCCCAAUUAGAAAGGCGAAAAGAAGAGAAAAGACUACAGAGACAGGUGCCAUUUAUUGCCCAGUAAUUCUCAGCAAACCCAUCACCCAGAGGCUAAUAGUGGUCACACGCUCAGUAAAUAAUAAACCGAUCCCCUGUAAAACAAUCUUAGUGCCGGAACCCCGAUCCAAAAGGGGAUAACAUUUGCAAAAUAUAAAACCAGAGCCCCUUAGAUGGAAACACUGUAUCCAUGGGCAGAAGAUGGUGCUGGAUAAAUCCAAUACGAAAAUACAUCACCCCACGUGUGUUAUCCAUGUAAUAUCCACAACCUAAAUCAUAAAUGGUGCAUCUUUAUUACAUAAAAAAGUUCCAUAUGACAUCAAAACAGCAGAAUACCUCAUAAAUAACAGGGUAUCCAAAUUGCCAAAAUCGAGAAUAAAUAAUUAACAUCCCACAAAAAUAAUCACCAGUCCAAAAAUAGAAGUUUCUGCAGUUUGAAUUUAUUGUAUAUUUGUAUUAUUUUCCUGAUGGCUCUGUAACACCCUAUUUACCAUCUGAUUCCACAGAGGGAGCAGGAGAAGCAGAUGAGGCUGGAGAAGGACCAGGAGAUGCAGGAGAAAGCCAGGGCCCACUAUGAUAAGACCCUGCUGAGGCACAGAGGCUUGGAACCCUGGAAGAAGCUGAUGGCAAAAUCCCGACUGGCCAUGGAGGUAAUAAUACAAUCCAGCCAAUAAACAUAUUAUCAGCCAUGCUUGGCCGCCAUCUUCCUUAGAUGUAAACAAUUUAACUUGAUGUUUUACAUGCAGCAUGCAGAGGGACAUCACAGCUCCGUAAUUAUGAGAGGUUGUCUGGUGGGCUGGCAUCAAGCAACGAAGGACAUUUUGUCCAGUAAAGUCUCCCGUGCCGAUGAAUUGUGGACAUCAAUACUGUUACGGAGAAGCUUCCGGCAAUGGAUUAAGGUGUGUUGGGUUUCAAACACGGUAAUCGAUAAAGAUCUUAUUCUGCCAGUCCUGAAGAAAGUUAGAAAUAAACAAAAAAUCUUUCUUUUCAGUCGUUAAUUCUGUCCAAUGUAGGUGUAUUAGUGAGAUAGCUCGUCAAAUUAUGUCCCAGCAUUUAUUUCUCUCCAUUUCCUUUUCAAAUGGCAGGUAUAAUUCUUAGCAAGCAGAGCCUUGCAUCCUGCCAGGGUGGAUAUAAUAAGUGAUAUUAUGCUGGGUAAUAAAAUUAUCUAAUCACCAGGACAUAUUGGAAAACCGACUGUUAAAUUAUACAGCAUUAUUGUUACUCUGAUUCCAGUGAAGUGGGUUAUAAUAGAUUUAUUUUACCUUGUGUUUAACCUGUCCUGUUCUGGAAUUCGGACGGCAAUGUUCAUAUCAAUGCAUUAUGGUGUCUGAUGAAUAUUAUACUAAAACCCAAGUACAGGGAGAUUGCAAAAUCUUCUCCAGUUCAGCUUUAUACAGGGGUACUCCUUCUACAUGUAACAGAUUUUUCAUAGACCCAUUUUCUUAGAUUUGUAUUUCAGUAACAAGGGAGUCCUUCACACAUCACUGAGGAUUAUCCACUAAACAAUGAAUGAUCGUAAAGUGAAAAAUAAUUUUAAUGCUAAAAUAGCCAAGCUGUGGCUAUACAUGAGUUGGAGACUUUUUCCAAAUCGUCUGUAUUUGCAAUUUGUUUUCCAAUUCCCUGUUAUUUGGUGAAUAAAACCCAAAGUGGUUAACAAGGUUGUUGGGGGUACUGUAUGAGAAUUAAAGGGUCCAGGAAUCGUGUUUUGAGGAGCCUGGAAGCCAGUCACCCUUGGUUCUGCAAUGAUAGUAUUCAUGUGUCCACAGUACAAGGACUACCUGUCCAUCCUGGAAGAACGAGCAGAGAGGCACCAUGUGACCAUGCUCCGCAGGAAGGUAUUUCUGGCAUGGCUGGACUUGGCCCAAGAAGAGAAGAUGGCAUUAUGGGAAAAGCAGAGGAUUGCAGCAGAGCAUAACCAGAGGUAGGUACUUAUUAUCCACAGAAAGAGUUCAUUGUUAAUGCUCAAACAUUUCUUACAUUUACACAAAAUAAACAGAUCUUAGAAUUCUCUUUGAAUUUGGAUAAAAUGCAAGAAACAAACGACAUUGUUCAGUUUAUGUUUACCUUACCUUGUAUAUGCUGUAUUGUGAUCUUAUCAUUGGUAGGCUUCUUAAUAUGUUUAUAUCAGAACACAAGGGAUUUCUGCAUAAGCAACAAAUACAUUGUAAAGGAACAUACUAACAUUGAAGGGACACUAUAGGCACCAAAACAACUUAAGAUUAAUGAAGCAGUUUUGGUGUAUAGAUCAUGCCUCUGCAGUCUCACUUAUUAGUCCUCUGCUAUUUAGGAGUUAAAUCACUUUGUUUAUGCAGCCCUAGUCACACCUCCCUGCAUUUGACUUACACAGUCUUACUAAACACUUCCUGAAAAGAGUCAUCUAAUGUUUACACUUCCUUUAUUGCAUGGUAUGUUUAAUUUUGAAUUUCUUGUAACCUGAACUGUUAAUAGCUUCCAAGACCCUGCAGGAGCCCCCUGUGUGUAAUUAAAAUUAAAAAGUUUUUUAAUGCAGGCUGUGUCAGAGAGGUGUGGAUGGGACUACACAGACAGAAACAAAAGUGAUUUAACUUUUAAAUGGCAGAGAAUUGAGUAGUGAGACUUCAGAGGCAUGAUCUAUACACAAAAACUGCUUCUUUUAAGCUAAAGUUGUUUUGGUGACUAUAGUGUCCCUUUAUAUACAUGCCCCUCUACUGGCUACGAAACCAUAGAAUACACAGUGACCAGGGCUGAGAAACCGUAGAGUACAAGAUGACCAGGGCAAGACUCUGUUGGCUGAUAAACCAUAUAGUACACAGUGACCAGGGCUAGACUCUACAUGCUGAGAAACCAUAGAGUACACAGUGACCAGGGCACAACUCUACCUGCUGAGAAACCAUAGAGUACCUAGUGACCAGGGCUAGACUCUACAUGCUGAGAAACCAUAGAGUACACAGUGACCAGGGCUAGACUCUACAUGCUGAGAAACCAUAGAGUACACAGUGACCAGGGCUAGACUCUACAUGCUGAGAAACCAUAGAGUACCUAGUGACCAGGGCUAGAUUCUACCAUCUGAGAAACAAUAGAGUACACACUGACCAGGGCUAGAUUCUAUGUUCUGAGAAACCAUAGGGUGCACAGUGACCAGGGCUUGACUCUAUCUUCUGAGAAACCAUAGGGUACACCGUGACCAGGGCUAGACUCUACCUUCUGAGAAACCAUAGAGUACACACUGACCAACCUACAAGUGUACUGAUCAUGAAUCAUUGCUGUCUGCUCACUUAUCUUUCAGGCGAAUACUGCUGACAGCAUUCAGAACAUGGAGAAAGUUUCCAAAGUUAAUGCGAGAACUGAAGUUGAAGGAGGAACGAAGAGAACUGCUAAGGAAGAAAGUGGCAGAAAUUCUACCUGAUUUUAGGGCAUGA
Messenger RNA from Pelobates cultripes (western spadefoot toad), 19240 nucleotides. NCBI's taxonomy places the organism in Eukaryota, Metazoa, Chordata, Amphibia, Anura, Pelobatidae. The record is from the annotation of a GenBank genome assembly.